AUGCUGACAACCAAAUUCGCUGCUGUACUCGUCUUCGUAACGGCAUCCUUUCUUUGGACAACAACAUUUUGGUAUUGCAAAACACACUUCUAUCGAGACCCAGGCAGUGCGUUCUACGACGAAGGUCGAGCGUUCACCCGGUUCUAUAGUUCUGUGAGAGAGAAUCAAGCGAACGUGUUCUUGGAGGUUCCUGCUGGGUUGACGAAAGCUUCGAAAUCCGCCAGUCUCUGUGCGUCGUUUCAGAGCUUGGCCAUUCUCAGCGCUCUUGAAGGUUUAUCACUCCAAGAGAGAGCAGACAUCUAUGUCUCCGCCUUCAUCGCUUACACGAUCCCAGAAGAGCACCCUAGUUGGCACAAUAAGACACUUCACGGACUUUUAGAUGACUUCCACUCGUACAAUUCAUCUUCCACGCAACUUGAAACGAUCCAAGUGUAUGAGAAGACACACAACUACGAGCGAAAGGGUGUUUCCGACUACAUCUAUGGUUUGGAGCAUUGUCUCAACGAAACUCAAGCACCAUGGAUUGCGAUGUUCGAGGACGACAUCAUCUUUGCAGAUGGCUGGUUGGCAUACACUUUGAGCACCCUGGCUGAUUUCGAGGCCAAGAUCAAGUCGAAGACGUCGGGACCUCAUGAAUUGCUUUUUCUAAGACUCUUCAAUCAAGAGCGAACGAUCAACUGA
This is a messenger RNA of Aureobasidium subglaciale EXF-2481, 681 nucleotides long. RefSeq lists its product as uncharacterized. The transcript is spliced from 2 exons. NCBI's taxonomy places the organism in Eukaryota, Fungi, Ascomycota, Dothideomycetes, Dothideales, Saccotheciaceae. Gene Ontology annotation, molecular function: glycosyltransferase activity. Gene Ontology annotation, cellular component: Golgi membrane. The record is from RefSeq and is a predicted model, not a curated record. Gene Ontology annotation, biological process: GPI anchor biosynthetic process. Bases 1 to 681 code for a protein of 226 amino acids.